UUUGCGCACCUUCAUUAUCAUUUCAAUUUUUGAAUUGUCCCUUUAAGUGGAAAUAUAAUCGACUCCAUGUUCCAUCAUGCAGUUCGUGAAAUGCCCUCUGACGCCGGGACAGGCGGGAGAGGAUUUCAUGAUGAAUUUCUUCGCGUUAACUUCUCUUUAUUUGUUUAGUGCGCGUGGAUAAAACGCCUCUCUGAUCCCGAGAAUGAAGAAAGCCUCUGAAAAUCAAGACAACUCUUCAAGACUUUCGGACUAUUCCUCCUCUCGGAACAAAGUGAUGGACCUCACACCCCAGCAGCCUCCCCCACAUCAUUUCACAGCCUUUCCACAGGAGACUCCAAUGAAGCCGUCUCAAGUUCCUAACAGACUUUCUCAUCCUUCACCCAGGAGAGUGUUGCCACUUCAUACACCUGGCAAGGAAAGAUUCCAUCCACACCUUCAUCACUCAGGGGGGGUUGCUCCAAAUAACCCACCCAACGCAGAUACUCCUUUGUCAACAGAGACAGGUCCCCCUAAGGACUGUGUAGAACCUCGUGGACUUGUUCCCAGCAGUUUAUCAAGCUCUUGUAGCACAGUAUCUCCAUGCUAUGGAACAGAAAGGGAAAGAAAGGGUUCUUUCCAAAGAAGUUCUCUGUCAGAGUCUAAACAUCAUUCUUCAUCUCAGCCAGUUCCAGUUACCCUCAACAACAGGGGCUUAGCUGAUGUGCCCUCUUCUGGUUGUAGCCAACGUUCAUCAUCUCAGUGUCUUCACAACGUAAAAGAACGCCUCUCAUCCGGCCAAUCUGUCAAACACCAAGAGACUGAAUCCAAGUUUGCCACAUCCGCCAGUAGUGACACACAACGAAGACACGACCCGUUCAAGAGGCACCACCAUCACCCACGAACUUCAAGUGAAAAUAAUAUUCCAGCACCAUAUUCAAGUUGCUCAUCUCACAAGAGGCGGAGAGAGUCUGAGCACCGUCACAAUAAUGCCAAGAAACCAUGUCCUGAGGGUCCUGACUCCAGCAAAACACCAAGCAUUUCUGCAGUCUCCCAUCCUGUGAUGAAGAACUCUUCACUCUUAGAAUUGUCCCACAAAAAAGCAACAGAGUGCGCUCCCUGUACAGAGAGGACACAACAUGGGACAAAUGAAGCAGGAUCAACAGGAACAAAGGAAGUGUGUUCAGGCUCCACGGAGAAAAAGGACGUGAAGUCAAGUUCAUCUUCAAAGCCUCGGGAUGAACGUCACAGGAGAAGAAGUGAGGAAAAUCCUAAAAGAAAUCAUUUUGGUACCUCAGAUGUUCCUCAGAAGGUCGUCGUUCGGUCUUAUCGUUCUGGUUCGGUGGACUCCAAACCUGCUCAUAGUAAAGCUGAUCCAAGGAGAGAAAGCAGUCAAAUUGACCACAUCAGUCCCAAACCAACAUUUCAAUCAAGCUCAGGUUUACAUGGUUCCCAGGCUGCAGAGCGUCAUAAAACCAGUCGAAGAAAAUCUGCAGCAAUUCUUGACGAUAUAGACCAGCUUUUCACUCCUGACCCAGUAGUAGUCAGCUCUGUUUGCAAGUCUGCAAAGCCCCCGACAAAUGUUGAAACGAUCAAAUGUCCCGCCUCAGAGAAAUCCUCCAGCCCUGCACCCAUGUGUAGCACCCCAGUUACCAGCUGUCAUAAAACUGUAGCUGCAGAAUCUCCAAAUGCAACACCCUCUGCAGUGCGAAACCCGCCUUUCACCACAGAUCACACCUUUCACAGUGACAGUCCUGCAUGCAAGACUACAAAAGCUAAAACAAAUGCUGAAACAAGCAAACCCCCCUGUACAGAGAAAGCUUUCAAUCCUGCAUCCAGCUCCUGUACCAAUGUUGGUGGAUCCUCUUCACAGUCUCCAUCUGCAGAAUCUUCACCUCCUAAUUCACAUCUCCCCUCUGAUUGUGUGAUUACUGCUGCAAGCUCUGCUAGCAAGACUGCAAAAGCUAAAGAAAACGACAAAACCAAAUCAUCCACCUCAGAGAACGGCUCCAGUCCUGCAUCAACCUCUAGUACCCCUUCUAAUGUACCGGCCUCCUGUCACAAAGAUGCACACGUGACAGCGAUGGACAAGUCAUGUACAGCACCGUCCUCAUAUAACUCAUCCAUUUGCCUCUCACCCGUCACAAUAAAACUGGUAAAACUUGAAAAAAUGAAUCUUGGCUUUAAGGAUCAAGGACUCCGAAGCGUCUCCACUAUGAAGUAUAAGUUUGUUACAUCUGGGGACAAACAAACUUCUUGGCUCUCCAUCAGUGCAGCAUCUUCACCCAACUCUACUCCUGCUUCAUUUUCAGAGAAGCAAGCACCUGAAAGGUUUAAAGAGAACGUCAGUGAAGAUGAUUCUAUAGAUGGGGAGCUUGAUCUGGGCCAGAACUUUGCGUGCAAUUUGGAUCUUACCCAGAGCUCUGACACCAGCGAGGAGGAGAACCUGAUGUCUUUGCAGGAGAUCAUGGAGCCUGUCCCCAAGGUUCUCUGUACCCCAGAGAAGAGAACCUUCUCCGAGCCAAGCACACCUGGAAAUCACAAUUCUCAGUCAAAAAGUCUGCUGCCAUCUGCCAUAAAGUCUGGCGUCUAUAGGAACAAUCUUGAUGAACUGAUGAAGGAGAUGAACAACAACAAGAAAGCUAAAGAAGUUGAAGCACAGCUUCUGAGUGCAUGCAAAGACGACCUGUUCAGGAUCCCUGAUUCUGAGGAGAUGGAAGAAAGCCAGGAGGAGGGCAUCUCCACUGAGCAGCAGGAAUUCUUGCAGCGCUACUCUUUAAUGUCCAGUGUAAUCAGGGAAGUGCCUCCAGGUGAGGAGGUGUUCAACCUGGAGAGGUUCGGCUGCAUCUUUAACCAGGACGCGCUGCAGCUUCGCCAGUGCUUGGUUAACCCACAGACAGCAGCACAGAAAGCACUUCUUUGGUCAAGUCCUGCUCAACUGCGGCUACACGUGAAUAUUGGACUAUUUCAGGAGGCUUAUGAUUUUUUUCUGCCCUGUCCUGCUCAGGUGACGCAUUUCCUGUUUAAGAUGAUGUCAGUCCACAACGAGAGGAUGGUGUCUGACAAGAUUCUCCACAUCCUGUGUGACAUCGCUUGUGCUGCUGCCUAUCAGAUUGCCAAAAAUGGAAGUCAUCGCUUUAAGGUGUGGGUACCCAGCUUGGCAGAUGUGACUCUGGUCUUGAUGAACAUGGGUGUUGGCUUUGUUACGCUUUUCCCUUUUGAAAAUCUGCAGCCGCCAUUCACAGAGAGAGAUUUGCUAGACAAUGACUUUGUUAAACCUGAGAGUCCCUCCAUAAACAAGGAUGACAUCGUUUUCCAUGAGUACAACUACAUCAAUGUGUUGAAGUACCUGUCUUACUGUAUGGGCCUGUGUCCUCACUCGUACAGCGACAAUGAACUGCUUUUGCUGCUGACUGUGGUGGAAAAAGUCAGCCUGGACACACGCUGCAUCCUCCAGUCCAGUGUGGACGUUAAUGCCCUCCUGUAUAAAAUUGUCAACAACAUCAAGGACUGGGAUGCCAUGCUGCCUAGAAUCUGUCUGGCCUUAACUGAUUUGACAGAAGACCACCAGAACAUGUGUCUGCUUGUUCAGCUCCUGCCUGACCACACACGUGGAAAAGAGCUGCGUCGACAUCUGAGCCUCUGCAUGAUUUCUAAGUUACUGGAAGGAAACUGCAGAUACCAACCGACACAGAAUGAGUUCCAGCUUGCUGAAUUGAGGCCAUAUCUUCCACGAAUGCAACCUUCAGCUCUACUUCGUGGCUUACAGCAAAACAAUUCAGAGGAGGACUUGGGCAUUUUGGACCAACAGGCUUACUAUUUGUGCUAUAGCCUUUUGACACUGGCAAAUGAGGCCUCCAAUUUACAGGUUUUCCCACCCCAUCAAAAGGAGCAGCUGCUUGUUUUGUCAUCAGAGCUGGAAACGCGAGUUAAAUGUGACAUCAGAGAAAGUGAGAAGUGUCUUUACCGCAGCAAGCUGAAAGACCUGGUUGCGAGGAUUUACACCAAAUGGCAGAUGCUCCUUCAGAGGACGAGACCACUCAAUGGUAAGCUUUACGAUUAUUAUAUACCUUUAGAAAUCACAAGCUCCAGCCAAGACGAGGAAGAGGGCACAGUUGAUGAAGAAAUGAAUGAGGAGGAACAGGAUAGGCUUUCAACUGAUGAAGACGAAGGAUCUACGACUGCUGAGGAGGAAGAAAAAAUCGAGGGGUUAAUGGAUGAAGUAAACGAUCCAGAACCGAGUCAGACAAGUGACAACGAAGGAGACACCAGCAAGGAUGACACUAACACAGUUGAAGAGGCAGUGACUAGUGACCUGCAGCAAGGCAGUGCCGGGAACUCAACUCCAAUUGAUUCACAAGAAGAGACGCAUUAAUAACCUGUGUGUCAGUAAACCUUUAAAGGACUUUGCCUCAUGUUUAUUUGCACUGUUUGGUUUUUUGGUAAUAGAUCUUUAACAGACUAACUGUACAUUUGUAUUUGUUCUCAUGUAUUAUGCUAUAAAAAUAUGUUCUGUUUUUUGCAUUACAUUUAGUAAAGCUUCAGACCUAGUAUCAUUUAGUUAUAUGUACAAAAAAAUGACACUGGUUUCACACUGUUUUCACACAGGUUAUAUGUUAUUCUAUUCAUGUUGGGUUGUUAUGUCAGCUUUUCAUUCUUAACACUUGGUUAGGUUUACCCUUAAAUUUAAAGUUUUGACCAAAAUAUUUGUAUCCAUUUUUUUAGUAAAAAUGAAAAAUUUUGCAAUUUACAAUAUUGUAUUUUAAUGAACCAUAAAAACUAUUGUUUUUAAAUUAUUUUUCGCCUUUAUGUGCAAAGAUUUACACUAAAAUUGUUGAAAUUAUUUGAUAGUGUAUGCUAAGAUAUUUAGGAUAAAAAUUCCUCUGUUUUUAUUAAAAAAUUAAGAAAAAUAUA
Oryzias latipes (Japanese medaka) is the source of this 4890-nucleotide messenger RNA. It is a transcript of the gene slf2, whose product is annotated as SMC5/6 complex localization factor 2. The record is from RefSeq and is a predicted model, not a curated record. NCBI's taxonomy places the organism in Eukaryota, Metazoa, Chordata, Actinopteri, Beloniformes, Adrianichthyidae.